GGAUAUUGAACCAUGAGAGAGAACCUUGUCAGUGUGUCAUCCCGAAACAUGGCGUUCACAGACUGUCUGACACCCACUGACGUGUUCCCAGAGGGGAUGGGGCUAAAGAGGAAAAACUGGAGAAACAGAAUACGAGUUCUCCUGAAGACAAACUCUUCACACUCAGUUUUACACCUGGUGAAACACAGACCCUACAGGCCGAGCACUGAUGACGUGAACCAAUGGGCGCAGUCACUCGACAAACUACUCAGUCAUAAAUACGGGAAAACGGCCUUUUGCAUCUUCCUGAAGUCUGAGUUCUGCGAAGAGAACAUUGAGUUUUGGACGGCCUGCGAAGAAUUCAGGACGCUCACGUCGCACAAAGAGCUGGUGUCCAAGGCCAACAGCAUUUACGAGGAGUUCAUUAAAAGCGAAGCUCCCAAAGAGAUAAACCUGGAUUUCCACACAAAGAACAACAUCAUCCAGAGCCUAGAUGAUCCAACAGUGACCAGCUUCCUGGCAGCUCAGAGGAAAGUCUACAGUCUGAUGGAGAACAACUCCUACCCGAGGUUCAUCCACUCCGAACUCUACAAAGAACUGUGCUCCAGGGAACAGGCUGAGCACAUCAGGUCUUAGUCAAACUGAUCGCCCGCUCCUGCAGCCGUCUGUUUACCACUGCGACUGUGUGAUCAGGCCCCUGACGAUGGCUCCGCCUCAGGAUAAUAGACCCGAAUGCAAAUCCUGAUAAUAAACAUUAACGGCGAGUGUGGAAAAUGUGAAACUGAAGCCGUUCCCAGGCCGUCCUGCUGGAAGCGCUUGGCGGUGACGAUGAGGCCGGAUGCUCUAUGACGCUGCAGGCACCACACCGCAUUUCAACCAGAUGGGAUUAAAGUUACGUUUUUUUCCCCUCGCUGGUCCAUUACCUGCACUUUCCUCUCGCUAUGAUGUUACGAGUUUGAUAUUUGAUAUCGAGAAAAUGCCGUCGUAGAGACGCCGGUUUCACAGAGCGAGAGGAGUCGAUGCUGCGGGGACGUCCUGUGUGACGCUGUGUGUCCUCGCUCAGGUGGAUUUACAUCCGUUUACACAUUUUACUUUACUUAACAUUUGCAAUUUUUUUUUUUACUGAGGACUGAUUGAGCCUGAUGUGACUGAUGUUUCUGACAAUGUUAUUUAUUGUAAAUAUUGUAAUAUUAUAUUUGUGAUACUGAAAGUUCAGAGCAGCUGGAGAAAUAAACUUUGUUCUUCAGAGCUGAAA
Paralichthys olivaceus (Japanese flounder) is the source of this 1234-nucleotide messenger RNA. It is a transcript of the gene rgs2, whose product is annotated as regulator of G protein signaling 2. The record is from RefSeq and is a predicted model, not a curated record. NCBI's taxonomy places the organism in Eukaryota, Metazoa, Chordata, Actinopteri, Pleuronectiformes, Paralichthyidae.